Messenger RNA from Ailuropoda melanoleuca (giant panda), 4722 nucleotides. It is a transcript of the gene ELMOD3, whose product is annotated as ELMO domain containing 3. Bases 689 to 1837 code for a protein of 382 amino acids. The transcript is spliced from 13 exons. Lineage: Eukaryota; Metazoa; Chordata; Mammalia; Carnivora; Ursidae. The record is from RefSeq and is a predicted model, not a curated record.
AACCCACACAGCCCCAGGCUGGCGGGGUACCUUGAUGGAGUGAGAUCCUUGCUGAGAUCCGCGCGUCUCAGCCGGGGAGCACCCGGCCCUGUGCCCCCCCCCCGCCCCGUGGCCACUCGCUUUGCGGCGCCCGCCUGGGAUGGCGUUGCCUGUCGCGGGGGCCUGGCGGCGCCCCCGAGCCUCUGCCUGAGUCCCCAUGGCACCUGCCCUCCGUGGGGGCAGUGAGGGGUCAGGGAGCCGCCCAGCGACAAGUCUGAUGAAAGGAUCAGAGAAGGACUGUCAGACCUAUGUGGGCAUUUGUAUUUCAAGUAUGGACCCAGUGUCUGGAUUAAAUACCUAUUCAGAGAGUUGAAGCUCCAGCAAGAAGUUUGAAAAUCAUACUCCUUGAUAUAACUGUAUCUGUAACUGUCCCUGUUGAAGUCCCCAGAGCUCCAGCCGGAACUGAGGCACUAGCAGACUGGGACUUCAGAGACCUCAGGGACUUCUUUCGGUCCUCACGGAAACCUCCUAGCCUUGGUGAUGGCACACGGGGACUAUUUACUUACUCUUAGUCUGAAUGACUGCUGGGGAGGAAGGCAGACAUAGAGCAGCCGGAUCUCUGGCUCUCCCCACACUUCUAAUCUCAGACUUGAUUAAACUCCUUUCUGAGCCCAAGGACGAAGCUCACUUGAACAAAUGACUUUGAGUCAUGAAUGAAAACUCUUGCUCUUUCCAUGACGAGAAAGAAUUAAGAGAUGGACAGGUUGAAAGUGUGUGUGCUACGUAUCCUUCACCAUAUGACAAGGACACCAGUGCUCUUCGGGCUCUCAGAGGAAUUCCUAUCUCAGAAUUGAAGAACCGUGGUGUCCUCCGGGCCCUGACAGCAGAAGCAAAUGGAUGGGAGCCAGCUGUUGUGAGUGCCGAGGUGCUCAGAGCCCAAGAAGAAUGGGAAGCUGUGGACAACAUCCAGACAGAGACAGGGAGCCAGGCCAGCGCGGACCAGCCUGGGCAGCUGAUCUCCUUCAGCGAGGCUCUGCAGCAUUUCCAGACUGUGGACCUCUCUUCCUUCAAGAAAAGAAUCCAGCCAACUAUUCGAAGGACAGGGCUCGCUGCCCUCCGGCACUGCCUCUUCGGGCCUCCGAAGCUCCACCAGGGCCUCCGAGAAGAAAGGGAUUUGGUCCUGACCAUUGCUCAGUGUGGCCUGGAUAGCCAAGACCCAGUGCAUGGCCGAGUCCUCCAGACCAUCUACAGGAAGCUGACUGGCUCCAAGUUUGACUGUGCCCUCCACGGAGACCACUGGGAAGAUCUGGGCUUUCAGGGAGCGAAUCCAGCCACAGACCUGAGAGGAGCAGGCUUCCUUGCCCUCCUACACCUGCUGUACCUGGUGAUGGACUCAAAGACCUUGCUGAUGGCCCAGGAGAUUUUCCGCCUGUCUCAUCACCAUAUCCAGCAAUUCCCAUUCUGUCUGAUGUCCGUGAAUAUCACCCGCAUCGCAAUCCAGGCAUUAAGGGAAGAGUGCCUCUCCAGGGAGUGUAACCGGCAGCAAAAGGUGAUCCCAGUGGUGAACAGUUUCUAUGCCGCCACCUUCCUCCGCCUCGCACACGUCUGGAGGACACAGCAGAAGACCAUCGCUGACUCUGGCUUUGUCCUCAAAGAGUUGGAGGUGUUGGCCAAGAAGAGCCCCAGGCGGCUGCUCAAGACCCUGGAAAUCUACCUGGCUGGAGUGACAAAGGGACAGGCCUCAUUGUUGGGAGCACAGAAGGGCUCUGGGCCUCAAGCCCCUCGCUCCAAGGAUCUCACCUUCACAGGCGUGUGUGACCUGCCACCACAUUCAUCCAAAGGCACGUGGCUGAUCUGAGCAGCCCAAGGCUGACAGACUUAAAGGCUGGGCCAGAGGGCCAUUGGGAAGGCGCAUGGCACAUUAUGCCCGGCGUACCCUGGCUGAACCUGGUCGGGGAAGCUAGACCCUCACCCACGUGAGACGUUAGGGAUAGUUAGCCCCACCCCACUCCCCUCAGCCCCGCCUCCAGAGCAAGAAUUUGCCAUAAUUGGAGUUGAGCUAGCUGAGAGUUGGUUUCCAGGUCAUCUCAACGAGCAGAUGGAUCAUGAGAUGGGAAGACCUUGCCUGGAUAUUCCCUGUAUCCCCACGCUGAAAGAUACCCCACGCAGAGGUGCCAGAAUUCUGACUCGCUGGGCAGCUGCGCUUUCAGGCCGUGGGUAUCCACAGGACAGGGAUCCUGUAGCUAGAAUUUGAAGGGAGAAGGUAGCCGUGGCAGCAGCCAACAGGGGGCAGCAUGAACCAGGGCAAGAGGCCUUCUCUCCCAGGCUGGUAGCCGGCCCCCUCUGGGGUUUCUGGUCUGUACUUAUCCCACCCUCCCCUCUCCCCAUCCUCAGCCCCGCUGUUUAUGACACAGAACUGGAUUUCUGAUAGGCAUCUCCAUUGCUGCCCAUCCCAACUGCCCACCAGCUGGGCACCCCCACCCUGAGGAGGUGUGUGGUUCCCAUCAGGGCUGGUUUUCUGGCCUGGUUGAAGGAAGGAGGAAAUUCACUCAGCAGCAGUUUUUGAAUAAAAAGAAUUGUUCUGGGCCAAGAGCCCAAGUGUUUCCCUCCAAGACAAGCCUUGCACCUUCCUGUGGCCCUGUUGUUCCAGGGCCUGGUGACAGCCAGGGGCUCCAGGAGAGGAGGCUGCAGUGCCCUGGCCAGGCCCCCACUCACUGUAUAUGGUGUCCAUCCUGCGCUUAGAGGCCGAGACUCCUUGCACACUCUAGCCAGGGGGCAGGGUGGCCUGGCUCUGUUAGGAUUGCUGUGAGGCCCCCACAUGUUUUUCCUACAUUGGCUUCUGGGGAAGCUCUUGCUCCAUCCCUCCCAGCCAGGGUAUCCUGAGCUGGGGAGACCCCAUGGCACUGCUUUCCUGUCCUCUGUACUCCGUCGGGUAGACCCACGGAAGACCACGGUCUCGCCCCUGCACGCUUCCCCAGGUCUAACCCACUGGAGCUGGGGUGCACUGCAGAAGCAGGAAGGCACAGAGCCGCCCCGGUAUGGCAGAGAACUCCCCACUGCUGUUAGCAGGAUGCCUCAGGAGCGGGGCUGGUAAUGGACUGCAGUUUGCCUUGUGCCAUCCUUCGUCCCCUUUACUUCCUCCAGUCGGGGUGCUUAGUGGGCCUGCAGGGGUGGCUGAGAGCUUCCUGGGCUUGGUGGGGCUGGGAUGCAGAAAGGCCACAGCUCCCACUUCAGAGUGUCAGUUCCAUAGCUCUUCUCCUGCAGAUUCCUUCCACUUGCUUUCAGACCAGAAGGCUAACUCCGCAGACCCAGAAGUGACUGCCCAGCCUGCACCACGGCCUGGGACCAGUCCCUGUGGGCUUCUAGCUGGAGGGGAGGCCAGUGGCCUCUGCAAGAGCCCUUUCUAACCAAGCCACUCCCUGUGUAAUGCCUCCAGAGUGCUCAGCUUCAGACCUUGGGACAUUAGCAACAACACAGUCCAGGGAUUAAGCUGUUGUUCUCUUGGGGAAGGGGGUUGGAGACCCUUUGAAAGUAGAUGCAAACAUUUUAACCUGUACAUUUUUCUUAGGAAGGGCCCACCUAGGCCUUCCACGAGAGAUGUAAAAUGCUUCACAGCCCUAAAAAAGUCAGAACCACGGACGUGGUACCCCCCUUCCUCUCUCUCCUCUGCAAAGCACCCCUGGCACAGGCCGUCUGGGUGGGCCGUCGGGUGGACCACCGCGCAGCUCUGCAGAGAAGACGGGGGCAUAUGUAGAGGAGCUGCUUUUCACGAAAGUGAGAUGGAUUGGUUAGAAUUUGUUGGGGAUGGAAGAAUCCAGCCAAUCAGAGCUCAGAAACCACAUAGCCUUUGGGGCCCAGGGGUAGGAGUGGGUCAGGGCAGCCACAGCUCGGCCCGGCCUCCCAAACUCCAGUCUGGACUUACCCAGCCUUGUACCUGCCCCCGGAUCACGCCCUCCCGGGUGGGAGCACUCUGGGCUACUCCGUUCUCCUCCUGUUCAGCUCUCAAGCCUCUCUGAUAGUCCAGCCACCACCCCAUGAUACGAGAGAAUGAACUAAGGCCUAGACAAGGAAAAGCAACUUGCCCAGGACGACAGAGAGGCAGGGUAACAUCCGAACCAGACUCCAACUCUCCACACUAGUCUGGGGCUUUCCCCAGCCCUACAGUGGCCCCGCACUCAUGGGCCUAACAUGACGCAAUGCAGCCAUGCAGUAACAAGCCAGACUUGUGUGCCGCGGCAAGCAGUUGUCCUCUUGGUCAGCAAGCGUGUGGCUCAGGAGCCGCCUCACGGCGGUUUCUCAGGCAGCUGAGGAAAUCCUGGCUCAAACAGCAAGGCGUCCUGAGCCUACUGCCCCAACCCCGUCCCCACUGGGGAUGUGUGAGUGAAGUGAACCCCUGGCUGCAAGCAAAGUCGAGGCCUGGUGCCAAGCCUCCUCCCCACCUGGUUCCCAGCAGUCACCGCCAGCCCUCUGGGAGCUCCGGGCUGAGUCUGCUCCGGCCGCUGGGCCCUCUCUGCCACAGCGCGUGGAUAAGCCCCGGUGGCUGGUGGGGGAGUGACGGUGAGCUCAGGGCAGGGGUGAGGACAGAGAGCUGGGAAAGCCCUCAUCUCCUUUAUUGAACAGCCUCAGGGGCACCUCCGCACUGACCAGGCAGCCAGAGGAGGAGAAAGCGGGCAGACGGGGGGCAGGGAGGCACCCACCCUCAUUUCCAGUCCUUGAAGAAUUGCUUGAAGAUGGGGCUCUCGC